Zingiber officinale is the source of this 1842-nucleotide messenger RNA. RefSeq lists its product as uncharacterized. The coding region runs from base 1 to 1842 and encodes 613 amino acids. The transcript has 4 exons. Gene Ontology annotation, molecular function: catalytic activity. The record is from RefSeq and is a predicted model, not a curated record. Lineage: Eukaryota; Viridiplantae; Streptophyta; Magnoliopsida; Zingiberales; Zingiberaceae.
AUGGCGAACCCAUACCGGUUUGCUUUGAUUGGGAAAUUUUCAAGUGCACGUCCUCAACAAGGGGUGAUUCUGCAGGCAUUUUCUAAGUUAGCUCUAGCGAGUUUAUACAAUAUCUGUUUUCUCCGAUCUGGGUAUAUCUUCAUUCAUCUAACCUCCGGGGAGGACAUGGCUAGAGUGUGGAUGAGGGGAAUUUGGUUCAUCAGUGGAGUUCCUCUGUGUAUAUUCAAAUGGUCCCCAAAUUUCUCUUAUGAGGUCGAAUCUUCGGUGGUUCCGGUUUGGAUCCAGUUUCCUGACUUGCCUAUACAAAUGUUCAGCAAAUGUGGUUUGUUUGUUGCGGCUAGUGUCUUUGGAAGACCAUUGAAGGUAGACGAAGCAACUGUGGAUGGCUCGCGGUUAUCAGUUGCACGAGUUUGUGUGGAGAUAGAUCUUCUUAAGCCUAAGGUGGAUGAAUUUUGGAUCGGGAUUGGAACAACAAGAAGGAUUCAAAAGGUAGUUUUUGAAAAGCAACCCAAGUAUUGUAUUUAUUGUUUUCAUCUGGGUCAUGGUAUGGAGGAUUGUUAUGUUAAUGGGAAUAAGGCUAAACCAAAUUGGAAAUCUGCUUCAAAGGUGAAUUCUGUGGGUGAUGUUGGGUUAAAGACAAGGAUGGCCAGAAAGGAUAACUCUGGGAGAGUUGAGGUUUCAGAUGACAUCCGGAAUAAUUUAGAUGAAGGGAAUUCUCAAGAUCAAAGGAUAGAGAGACAAUGGGUUAAAAAAAAGGAAGACAAGGAACUGGUUGAUGGUGGAAAUCGGGAGGUUACCGAUUUAGUGGAUGGUCAUGGAAAUUUGUGUGAUGUUGGUAUUUCCGCUGAUAGUCUAGUGUCAGAAGGGGUUUUAAAUUCUGAGAUGGUGCAGGGUGGAGCCAAAGAUAAUGUGGUUGGAUUUGUCCCCCAGAGGAGAAGGGAGAUUGAGGAAAUGGAGGUCGUUGAAUCAUCUGGGUUGCAAAGGGUGGCGUCUCUGAAUCUUGUUCUCAGUGACCAUAAUAAGAAAACCGGUAUUGAUACUGGACAGAUUCCUAGUAAAAGGGUUAUGAGAAGUUUGAUGGUUAGAAACCUUGGAAUGAAUUCUGGAUUAUCAAAUUGCAAUGGCAAGAUCUGGUUCUUUUAUGAUGAUAGUAUUGGUUGUACCAUUUUGGAGGAUAAUGAACAAUUUUUACACCUAAAUCUUAAUUCUUUUCUCUUCCCUGUUAAUAUCUUUGUGACGAUUGUUUAUGCUAAAUGUAGUUAUAUUGAAAGAAGGACAUUGUGGGAGAAGCUGUUGGAAGUCACACCGGUAAUGGAGGAGGUUUGGAUGGUAGGAGGUGAUUUUAAUGUGAUUUUGAGUUCUGAUGAGCAUUCUGCUGGGAUACUGAAUAACCCUGGGGCUGUUAAGGAGUUUAAUGAUUUUGUAAUGUUGGCUGGUUUAAUAGACACAGGUUUUGUGGGUGAUAAAUUUACUUGGACUAAUCUUAGGAUUUGGAAAAGGCUCGACAGAGUUCUCAUUUCUUCUUCAUGGAAUGUCAAAGAUUAUGGUGUUAGAAUUGAACAUCUUAAUAGAGCAACUUCUGACCACUGCCCGCUGCUGAUUUCUUUCCCUAGUAUUUCUCCAUCAGUUUCUUCUUUCAGAUUCCAGAGGAUGUGGAUAAAUCAUCCAAAUUUUGAGCUCACGGUGAGAUUGAACUGGUUUUUGCCAUGUUCCUGUGUAGGAUUGAAGAGAUUGCAGUUUAAAUUGCAAAGACUGAAAGAUCACCUGAAAUGGUGGAAUGCAUAUGUGUUUGGUAAUAUUCAGGAUAAGGUUAAGCAAGCUGAGAUGGAGCUCUAUAUAUGA